AUCGGAGCGAGCUGAAGGAGUCCGCCGGCUGUCGAGAGUCAGACUCAAAGUGGAACUGCGAUGGAAUGCUUCAACAGCAUGCUCCUCAAACUGCGGGAGGUCCACGAGCGAGAAGUGGAGGGUGUGUUGUCGGUUCCAGGCUGGCAGGGGAAGAUCCAGGAGCUGGCCAACAAGAAAGGCUGUGAUACAAAGCGAAUGGAGGACCUGUUUUCCAAAAACCAGCAGAUGAAAGAACAGCAGCGAGUGCUCACCGAGAACAUCAAGACCUUGGAGAACAGGCUGAGGGCGGGGCUGUGCGACCGCUGCACCGUGACUCAGGAGGUGGCCAAGAGGAGGCAGCAGGAAUUUGAGUCCUCGCAGAUCCAGAGCAUCCAGCACAUCACUCUGCUGGCGGGAGAGAUGAACAACCUGAAGCAGGAGAACAAGCAACUCAGAGAGGAGCUGCGGAGCAUCAGAGCAGCUCUGGAAAAAUGCUCCAACAGCAGCAGCAGCACCACCACAGAGGUCAAACCAAACAGCUCCCCUGACCUCCCACCCUCACCUGGCCCCGUGGCCCUCGUCUCUCAGGCCACCGGCAGGGCCGGUAACCAGCCAGCAGAUGGCAGCGUUGCAGCGAACAACGAGGCGGACCAACGAGCUGAAGAAAGUGAACAAAGGCGCUUGAGAGGGAUGAACAGAAGCUACUUUGAGUCGUACAAGCCUCUCUCCUGGAGGACGGAGCACGGUGUGACCCGUCUUGGAGAGAGGAGAGCCCAGUGUGUAGACGGACCGGACCAGCGCUGCACCAUACCUCCUCAAGCUCUCCUUCUCAAGACCUCUUCUUCCUUGACUGGUGGAGAAGUGAACCCCAGCAGACAUGUGCUCCACGCUCCCGUGCCCUGCCGUCCUCAGCCAAUCAAGAGCAGCCCUGUCAGUUUCCCCUGGGGUGUAUCCGAGUCCUCAGACUGGGUUACGGCGGCUGCUCCCGGGACCAGCUUGCUGCAACCGUCUGCCAAGUCAAACCUGCCGCGCUUUCCCAACCUGAUCCCGACCAGCCAACACGCCGCCAGCCCCUUAAGGCAGGUGUUUGGGUCUCCUUGGCACAAGCUGAGCGCCCUUCAGCCCCACGCCAAAGAGCCCACCGUGGUGUUCAGGUUGAGAAGUCUGCAAGAGCACGUCGAGACUCAAACUAAGCCCCAAGAGAAAAAGGAAGUUCUGGUUACCAAAACGGAAAGGGUCUCCGCCGAAGGUCUAAGAGAGGCGUACGACGGGCCUCUGGACUUAUCGGAUCGAGCAAAGUCCAAAUCCAGCCCGUGGGGAAGAGAUGAUUCGCCCACAUCCUUACAUGGUGGAGACAGAGUACACAUGAGCCCAGACCUGGACGGGAAGGCAAAUCUAUCUUCACCUGGAGCGGUAUCAUCCCAUUCUCCUGUCGCUCCUCCCUCGUGCUCCUGGACUCCUGGCCGACCGGUCAAACGAGAACAAGAAGAGUCUCCCAGUGACCACAACCACAAGGUAAUCAAAGAGCCGGAGCAGAAAGAGGAGGGCAACGGGAAGACCGACCAAAGCAACGGGAAGAAGGUGCCCGUCCUCACCAUAUCCUUACGGCCAGUUGUGGUGCUGGAGAACCUGAAUUCUGCUCUACAAGAAUCCUUCUCAUCGAAUGGCAAGGUGAGGUCCUUCCUGCCACCGGAGCAGAUACCGGCGCCGUCACCGGCGACUGAGCCGGCGAGCAGCUCGGGCGAGCACGGCGAGGAGGAGGGGAGCGUGUCAGGACAAGAAGACAACCGCGGCGGCAAGAGGAAGAGGGCGUCGGCGGAGACGGAAACCGACCGAGACUCGGAAACAGAGCACAUCCAGCGGGAGAGGAAGAUGAAGAUCUCAGUGAGACCUGAGGAGAAGAGCACUUGCUAAAGACACAACAGUGACUCACAGCAGAGGCAAAAACAAAAUGUGGAUUCAUGUGGCGUUUUGGUGUCCACCGGAAAAAUCCAACAUUUAUAUGGACAUUAAUAUUCCGUUUAGAUUCAGGAUAUUCAAAGAGUCAUUUUAUAGAGCAGGAACGUUUGACAUCUGGUACCAUAUAGUGUUUGCAAUAAAUGGUAAAUGUCCAAUUCCUGCUGACGUAAAUCUCAAUGUGUGACCUUUGACAUUCCAAAAGGAGCCGGUGGUUUGAUGACAACAUCUAUUAGGUAUUGAGUUGUUUUUUUUAACGACACAAAUUCCAUUCCCACGAAGGUGCGAAAUCAAAAAUAUUAUGAAAAGGACACUCAUCUUCACCGUGGGCCACAUCAGCAUCAUGGCCGCCUCUUAAAGGACCGGUGUAACUGAAGCACUGUUUAAACUACUCCCGUUACUGUUGGAUAACUCUCUUUGCAUUUGAUUAUUGUUUAUUCCAGAGUAGAAAUAUCGUACACAUGAACAUUUCUCUAAUAUGAGAACACAAAUCCAUUUAAUUUGAAACCUUCAAAAUAAAAGCACAGGAUAUAAAGGCGAUCAUAUGUCGUUCAAGCCGUUAGGGGCCGCUUAAAAUGACGUGGUGGGCCGCAUUCGGCCCGCGGGCCUUGUGUUUGACACCUGUGCUUUUGACUCUCUCCAUCUGAAUUUAAAGGUAAACAUUAAUGUGCAUUUAAGCACACAUUAGCAACCUGUUCAGUAUAGUUGUUUGGUGGAGAACUGAGAUGCGGUCAAGCUUAAAAACACAGACUUUUGUAACAACAGUACACAAAGUACAACACACACUGGCUUUACUGUCACUGCAUCUAUUUCUGACACGGCGCCUCCCCUCCACCACGGUCUUCAGUGAAAACCAAGAAAAAAAACAUGUUCCUCUUCCUCUUUUUCAUUUUCAGAACACACAUAUUUUGCAAGUAUUAACUUUCCGUUCACAGCUGUAACAGCUGGCGGUCAGAAGCGAUUAAAAAAGACAAAACAGUGACGGAGUCAGUUGAAUAACCGACACCUUUGUGAUACUGCGCUAUUAAGUCAACGUGUCCUUUUUGUGUAACUAUAUAAGCUAUUUUUUGGAAUGUUUAUGUGCUAAUCGAUGGGCAGAAUCAGUCGAUAUUUACCAAAAAAAAGUGAUUGUUAUUUUUCAGUCCUUUAUUAUCCUGUGUGAAACCCUGAGCAGCCGUAAUGCUGUUUUAUUGAUUCCUCGUUUUUUCUACCAUGUCUCUCUAAAGCCAUUAGAGUCCAUUAAGCACUUGGUCAACGGUCAUUGGACAAAAUAGCCUUCCCCUGCCAUUUGUAUCUCUCAGUUAAUUAAAAUGAGACUGACUGUAUUGUAAGUCCUAACGGGCUUUGGCUUUUACAGUAUGCUAAUCCAUCUCUAUGAAGCUGUAUUGUUGUGUGGCCUCAACAGAAAUACAGCGUAUACUCUUAGAAACUUUUGUCUGACUGCACUACUUCUAAUGCUGAAAUAAACUUCCGUUUUUUUUA
Molecule: messenger RNA, 3417 nt
Organism: Pseudoliparis swirei
Lineage: Eukaryota; Metazoa; Chordata; Actinopteri; Perciformes; Liparidae
Gene: rbbp8nl
Product: retinoblastoma binding protein 8-like
Exons: 14
Coding region: 61-1893 (610 amino acids)
Biological process (GO): double-strand break repair via homologous recombination; DNA double-strand break processing involved in repair via single-strand annealing
Cellular component (GO): site of double-strand break
Molecular function (GO): single-stranded DNA binding; flap-structured DNA binding; damaged DNA binding
Source: RefSeq, a predicted model, not a curated record